AUGGCAGCCGUCCAAGCAACGCAGCAGGCUCUUCAGCCCAACAACCAACCCAAAGGCACCCUCAAGAUUGAAAACACCGACAAACGUGACACCCUGAUCUCUUCAGAGAAACAGUACCAGCGCGCUUGGGCCGAUGCGAAGAUCUUCGAGCAGAAUGCGCCGAGUCUGCAGGAUGUCCCCUUCCACUCUAUCGCACCGAGAGAGCUUCACGAGAAGUAUCCGAAAUACAUGGCUACUAUGGCGUAUCCCUACAUGAACGGCACCCUCCACGCUGGUCACUCGUUCACCGUGUCGAAGGUUGAGUUCGCGAUUGGGUGGGCGAGGAUGCGAGGGAAGAGGGCGCUGUAUCCGCAAGGCUACCACUGUACCGGCAUGCCUAUCAAAGCUUGCGCGGACAAGCUGGUGCGAGAGAUUGAGAUGUUCGGUCAGAACUUCGAGCGGUGUGAGCUCAAUCGGGUUACAGAUCAGGCAGACGAUGAUAGUCACGACAAGGAGAACGGUGUACCCAAUGGCGCGCCUCCUGCUCCUGUACCAGCGCCUACUCAGGAGACGACAAAGGAGGACGUGACAAAGUUCACUGCAAAGAAGAGCAAAGCUGCUGCGAAGACUAAUGUGGCGCUCAAGUAUCAGUUCCAGAUCAUGCUCGCAAUAGGCAUACCUAUCGAAGAGAUUCACAAGUUCGCGGAUCCGCAGCAUUGGCUCAAAUUCUUCCCGCCGCUCUGCCAACGAGAUCUGACAAAUCUCGGCUGCAGGAUAGACUGGAGGCGAAGCAUGGUGACUACAGAUGCCAAUCCCUACUACGAUGCUUUCGUGCGCUGGCAGAUGGUGCGCCUAAAGGAAAUGGGCAAGAUCCGGUUUGGAAAGCGGUACACUGUCUACUCACCAAAAGACGGCCAAGCGUGUAUGGACCACGAUCGGAGUACAGGCGAAGGUGUUGGCGUGCAGGAGUACACGGCGCUGAAACUGCGGGUAAAGGAGUGGGCGGAGGCAGCUCGGAGUAAGGUGCAUGGCAAGGUUCCAGAAGGCGGCAACGUCUACUUCGUGCCUGCGACGUUGAGACCGGAAACGAUGUACGGGCAGACGCAUUGUUUCGUUGGACCUGGCAUUACUUACGGCAUCUACGAGAUGGAGAAGGGCAAGGAGUACUACUUCAUUUCUGAGCGAGCGGCGAGGAACAUGGCUUUCCAAAACAUCUUUCCGAAAUGGGGCGAGUUUCCGAAGGUUGCGGAGUUGCAAGGCGCAGAUGUUAUCGGCACGCUCGUGCAAGCACCCCUAUCCGUCCACAAGGAUGGCAUCCGUAUCUUGCCCAUGGAGUCCGUCAAGGCGUCGAAAGGUACCGGCGUGGUCACCUCGGUCCCCUCGGACUCGCCGGACGAUUACGCAACAAUGAUGGACCUGAUCAAGAAGGCUGAUUAUUACAAGAUCAAGAAGGAGUGGGCGGAUCUUGAGAUUCUACCGAUCAUCGAAACGCCUUCGUACGGCAACCUGACGGCGAAGUACCUGGUCGAGACGAUGAAGAUAAACUCGCCCAAGGACGCUAAACAGCUUGCCGAGGCGAAGGAUCUGGCAUACAAAGAAGGCUUCUACCAGGGCAAGAUGAUUUUUGGCGAAUUUGCGGGCAAGUCAGUCGAGGAAGCCAAGCCGCUCGUUCGGCAGCAGCUGAUCGACAAUGGCGAGGCCUUUGCAUACGCGGAGCCCGAAGGUCUGGUCGUCUCAAGAUCCGGAGACGAGUGCGUUGCCGGUCAUCUCGAUCAGUGGUUCAUGAACUACGGCACGCCUGAGCGCAGUGGCGACUCGAGCUGGCAGCCCGCCGUCCUCGAGCACGUUAAAAACGAAGACGGCGAGCACCUCAACACUUUCUCCACAGAAGUCAAGAACAACUUCAUGAACGUGCUGGACUGGCUAGCACAAUGGGCAUGCGCACGGUCCUAUGGUCUAGGGACUAAGUUGCCUUGGGAUAAGUCGCAGCUUGUUGAAUCGCUUUCUGACUCCACGAUCUACAUGGCAUACUACACAAUCGCGCACCUUCUGCACAAAGACAUCUUUGGCAAGGAGCGCGGCGAUGCCAACAUUGGUGCUGAAGAGAUGACGGAUGAGGUUUGGGACUACCUCUUCUGCCGCACCGACAGCAUACCUUCAAGUACGAGCAUCAAGAAAGACACCCUGGAGCGCAUGAGGCGGGAGUUCGAGUACUGGUACCCGCUCGAUGUGCGAAUAUCGGGGAAAGACUUGAUCCAAAACCAUCUCACCUUCUUUUUGUACGUACAUGUUGCUCUGUUUAAGCCGGAAUAUUGGCCACGCGCCAUUCGGUGUAACGGACACCUUAUGCUCAACGGCGAGAAGAUGUCGAAAUCUACUGGCAACUUCCUCACCCUAUCGGAUGCGACAAACAAGUUUGGCGCGGAUGCGACGAGGAUAGCGAUGGCGGACGCCGGCGAUGGUAUCGAGGAUGCAAACUUCGAGGAGACCGUCGCCAACGCCACGAUUCUACGCAUGUUCGAGCUGAGGCAAUGGUGCGAGUCCGUCAUCCAAGACGCACGCUUGCUCAAGGGCGACGAAUCUUAUACUCACGUCAAGGAGAAUGAAAGGCACAAGAACAAUGAUGCCAUCCAACGCACAGGCGCCAAGGUGUUCUGGGACGACGUCUUCGAAAACGAGCUUAACGGGCUCGUGAGAACAACGGAGGACGAGUAUGAGGCGACAAACUAUAAGGCGGCCAUCAAGAGCGGACUCUACGACUUCAUUGGCGCCAGGGAUUUCUAUCGAGAGGCUACGAAGGCCGCCGGUGUCGGCAUGCACCAUGACUGCGUGAAGCGAUACGUAGAACUCCAAGCUCUAAUGGUCACCGUCGUGGCGCCACACUGGGCAGAGUACAUCUGGCUAGAGGUGCUGAAGCAGCCGGAAACCGUCCAGAAUGCGCAGUGGCCAUCAGUUCCGGAAACCAAAGCGAGCCUCAACACUGCGCGGGAGUACGUUCGCAACACGUCCUCGAACAUCACGUCGGCGGAAGGUGCGCAGCUCAAGAAGAUCGCCAAAGGCAAGCAAGCUAGCUACGACCCGAAGCAAGGCAAGAAGUUGAGCAUCUACGCGGCGCUGAAGUACCCAGCAUGGCAAGACUCCAUCAUUGACACUGUCCGUCAACAUUUCGAAGACAUGAAGCUCGACAUCGGCGCUGUUAGCAAAGCGAUACCCAAAGCGGAGUCUAAGCGCGCCAUGCCUUUCGUGCAACAGCUCAAGAAGUCCCUCGAGAGCGGCGUGAAACCUGAGACGGUGUUUGAGCGUAAGCUCGGGUUUGACGAGAUCGAGGUGUUGAAGGAGAUGGUGCCGGGGUUGAAGCAGACGGUGCAAAAGUGCGAGACGGUCGAGGUGGUGGUUGUGGAGGACGGUGGGAAGAGCGGGAAGGUAGUGGCGGGGAGUGAGAGUGUCAGGACCGGAGAGGAGAGAAAGGACUUGCCGCCAGUGGCGGAGAAUGCCGUACCAGGGCAGCCCACUUUCUUCUUCGAGAAUGUGUGA
Baudoinia panamericana UAMH 10762 is the source of this 3513-nucleotide messenger RNA. RefSeq lists its product as uncharacterized. The record is from RefSeq and is a predicted model, not a curated record. Gene Ontology annotation, molecular function: aminoacyl-tRNA deacylase activity; leucine-tRNA ligase activity; ATP binding. Bases 1 to 3513 code for a protein of 1170 amino acids. NCBI's taxonomy places the organism in Eukaryota, Fungi, Ascomycota, Dothideomycetes, Mycosphaerellales, Teratosphaeriaceae. The transcript has a single exon. Gene Ontology annotation, biological process: leucyl-tRNA aminoacylation.